AUGGUCGAGGCUCAGCAGACCGGUAACCAUACCGCUCACGAGGAGAUAGAUCUUGGGACAGCAGAGCAACCGACGAAUCCAUCUCGAGAAGAAGAGAAUCCUACUUCGUUCGUGCCGAGGAUACCACAUCACGAAUCUGCAACAACCUCACCUGAGCCAUUGAUCGUUGCGGAAAAUACAGUAGUCGCCAAGCCGAGCUCAUUCAUCAAUCGUAUACUUCCAGCAACAUGGUGGCCGACGUCGAGAAAGAGAUCAGCAGGUUGGGACUCAGAGAUACUUUCCUUGCGUAUGAUGGACGCUAUCGCCAACACCUUUCGCGAGAUGAAAUCAAACCUCGAGUUAUGGCGGGUGUUGAUGAUUGGGAUUACCUAUUUAGGAACAGGCAUGGGAGCGCUAUUAGGAUCAUCGCUCUCCAUUGAAUGCUCGAUCGAUACCUCCAUAUCUUUCGCUAUGGGGCUGUUUAUUUUCGGAACCAUUGGUCAGGUUUUCUUGCCGAAGCUCGCAUUAUUCCUCAUAUCAAGAUUUGUUGCUGGAGUUGGACAGGGUAUAAUGCUGGUUGUUGCUACAAUUUAUAUUUCCGACAUAGCAACGCCCGCCAAUCGAGGUGCUUUGGUCCUAGCGUUUUGGGCGGAGCAUCGUUAUUCUGUCGUAAAGAGGUGUCCCGUUGUAUUUGCGGGAAUCUUCUGGAUCAUGUCUUUAAAGUUGCCAAACUCGCCUCGUUUUCUGCGAUCUCGUGGACACAGUAUAGAAGCUCAGAAUAUUCUAGCACGAUUGCGUAAAACUGCUAGACCACGCAGUAAUUUUCCUGGGGAGUAUGACAUCGCCGAGCCGGCUGUGGCGUUAGAUAGCAGAAGCACACAGACACAGAGGCCUGGCGAACGAAACAGUUGUAUCAAUACUAUGUUUUCUUCGUGGUCAGAGAUAUGCGGUUCAAAAUAUCGGAAGCGUAUUAUGCAAGGUGUGCUUCUUUUGUCGAUGCCGCCGGCAUCAGCCUUCGCUGUUCUUCGGUAUCGUUCAAUUUUUGGGCACCAUUGCGUUGUCACAGAUGAUUGGAACGGAUGGUUUUUUUACUACUAUGAGAACCUGAUACGACUCGGUGGCCUGGUCAUUUGCUAUCUACUGAUCGAUAGAUGGGGUCGAAGACCACUGCUAUUAUACGGCUCUGCUGUGAGCGCGGUAUUUCUUAGCUUCGCUACAGCAGUGGCAUAUCUUGCGUUUGAAAUUCAGUGUGGUCAAGUUCCGAUGUUGACGAAGUGGCUGGGGUUGGCCGUGUCCGGGCAUUUCUAUUUAGUAUUUUCCGCGACUUGGGGCACCGUACCUAUCAUUCUUGCUGCUGAGAUCUUCCCUAGCCGUUUGAGAGCAAAAGGGUUUGCCAUAUCUGUCUGUGGGAGCUCAUUCGUUAAUAUCAUCAACGAUGUGUUGUGGUUCUAUGUUCCGGCACCACCGUGGCUUCUCUUGGCUUUGUUGAGUCUUGUUUGUCUGGCGGCUGGUGUUUGGGUCUAUUUCGACAUACGAGAAACCAAAGGGCUUGGGUUCGAACAGAUUGAUUCUGUCUAUCAGAAUAAAUGCAUGAGCUCUAGAGCCGUUGAUGAGGAGGUAGAGUUGCAAGCUACCCGCUAA
This is a messenger RNA of Glarea lozoyensis ATCC 20868, 1620 nucleotides long. RefSeq names its product MFS general substrate transporter. Lineage: Eukaryota; Fungi; Ascomycota; Leotiomycetes; Helotiales; Helotiaceae. The coding region runs from base 1 to 1620 and encodes 539 amino acids. The record is from RefSeq and is a predicted model, not a curated record. The transcript is spliced from 6 exons. Gene Ontology annotation, biological process: transmembrane transport; carbohydrate transport. Gene Ontology annotation, cellular component: membrane. Gene Ontology annotation, molecular function: carbohydrate:proton symporter activity.